UUGUUUAUUUAAAUCUUUCUUUAUAUUCUGCAGCGUAAGAUUAUUAUACUAUUACUAAGUGUGCCAAGUGAAUACGCAUGGAUUUGUAAUAAAAACGACACCCAGCAUUCGUGGAGUCGUUACAUCAGUUGCAGCAAAUUUGAAAUGAUUUUGCCUCGUAAUAUUUGGAUUGAGUUUUGAGUAGUUUUAUAAAUUGUCAUGGCGCAGUACAUGACUGGAACACCGGGGUUCAAUAUGACGCCAAUGCAAGCACACCCCACUGUACAGUGGAUAAUAACAGCAGAAGAAAGACAAAAUUAUGAAGUUCAAUUCAACAAGUUGAUGCCGAUGGCUGGUUUCCUCACCGGAGACCAAGCGAGAAACUUUCUUCUUCAGUCAAACCUUCCUCCGCUUAUUCUUGGUCGAAUAUGGCAACUAGCUGAUGUGACAGGUGAUGGGAAAAUGGAUAAAGCUGAGUUUUCAAUUGCUAUGAAACUUAUUAAACUCACAUUACAAGGCGUGGAGUUACCACCCACCUUACCACAGUCAAUGGUUCCAAUGCAGACUGGCUUUGGUAUGCAAGGUAACAACAUAAAUACACCAGUUUAUGGUUCAACAAUUACGAAUGGUCGAAGUUCCAACGUUGGAUUACCCGUCAGUUCAUCUACCAGCAUACCAUCAAAUUCCCAACUACCUCAACCUGGAAGCAAAACUUCCCUUUCACGUCACAGUUCCCUCAAUGAAGGAAGUUCCAGGUCCAGCCAAGAAUGGGCGAUUCCUAAAACCACCAAACUUAAAUAUAAUCAACUCUUCAACUCAAAUGAUCGAGCUAAGACUGGAUUUUUGACAGGAAUGCAGGCACGACAUAUAUUGAAUGGCAGUGGUAUUGCACAGAUGAACUUGGCAAAGAUCUGGCAACUCAGCGACAUUGAUAACGAUGGCAAAUUAUCACAAGAGGAGUUUGUGUUGGCUAUGCAUCUAACUGAUGUUGCAAAAGCAGGCAACCCCAUCCCAACCACUCUACCCCCAAACUUAAUACCACCGAGUUAUCGAACUUCACAAAAUAAAACUCAGAAUCCUGGCCAACUAGGGUUGCUCACACCUCUAAGUGCAAUGGCCCCUAAUAAUGACGACACACUAGAUGGCGGUGUUUUCGCUUCAUUCGAGGAUCGUAGAAGAGAUAAUUUUCAAAAAGGAAAUCUUGAACUUGAAAAACGAAGGCUGGCUUUGCUAGAGAGUCAACAAAAAGAGAAAAAUCGUUUGGAACAACAAGAGAGAGAACAAAGGGAAAAAAGAGAAAAAGAGAGACAGGAACAAGAAAGAAAAAGGCAGGAAGAGAUUGAGAGACAACGGGAGCAGCAGCGUGCGAUCGAGCGUGAAAGAGAGGAACAAAGGAGAAAGGCACUGGAGCAGAAGGAAGCCGCGCAACGUGAGAUGGAACGUCAGCGCCAACUUGAAUGGGAAAGGUUAAGAAGAAAGGAACUUCUUCAGUUAAAACUACGAGAACAAGAAUCGGUGACGAGUUUACGAGCAAAAACCAAAACACUGGAUGUUGAACUAAAUACACUGUUGGAGAAACGGAAGCAGCUCCAAACACGAGCUCGUGAUUUUGAAUCUCGGUUAAAGGAACAAAACGAACAACUUGAAGCGGUGAAUAAACAAAGAGAAUUGAAACAUAAUCUUGUACAGAAACAACAAGAGCAGAUUGAGUAUAUUCAACAACAAUGGAAUUCGAUUCUUCCCGAAAAACAAAGCUUGAGCGACAAGAUUCAAUACAAGGGAAGCGGGGGCCACGGGGAUGAAGCGGUCCAGCAAGCUCAACGAGAUUAUCAAAGCAAGGUCUUCACGCUUAAGAGGCUUCGUGUUCAACUUGAAGAAUCGGAAAAUAAGAAGAAAAGUUCGGCAGCGCAACUAGAACAACUUUCCACUCAAUUAAACAAAUCCCGGCAAGAGUUGAACAAACUGGUGCUGGUUGGCGAGAACUUGAACCGUAUCCAACAAGAUAAGAUCCGGACUUUACAGGAGGCGAGGAGACAGAAGGACAUCACGAGAACAAGGAAAACUUCAAUGGAAGAAACUAAAAAACAGCAAGAAAAGUUGGCGAAUGCUGCUCUUAUUCGUCGUAAAGAGAAUGAAGUUCAGCGUAAAGUUGAAGAAAUGGAAUUCAAACGAAGACAAGAACAAAUGGAAGAACAAAGAAAAGCUGAGUCUGCGAGGAUGAAAGAAGAAGAAGAAGCAAAGAGGAAAGCAAUUGAAGAAGAACAAAAGAAAGCUGAGGUGAAAUUAAAAAUCCAGAAAAUGCAAGAAGAACGUCGUAAACAGAAAAGUAUGGAGAAGACUGAAGUCAGUGUGGUCAACACUGGUGCCGUGGCACUCAACACUGGUGCCGUGGUACCUAACGUUGGUGCCGUGGCACUAAAUUCUGGUACCACAGCAGUUUCUGGGAAUAAUGGCCGAGGUUUCAAUCUUGUUCUUUCUAAAGAUCCUUCACAUUUGUUCAAAUACAAAGCUCUCUACAGCUUCACUGCCAGGAAUCCAGAUGAAUUAUCAAUUCAAGCAGGAGAAACUAUUACUGUUGACGAAUCACAAGACGUUGAACCUGAUUGGUUGGCUGGCACGAAGGGAGGGAAGGCAGGAUGGUUUCCUGCAAACUAUGUCGAGAAAAUCAAAACCAUAAACGCAGUACCAGCGCAUGUAAAACCUCCACCCCAAUCAAGCAAACCAAGCAAACAACCGACAAACAACGCAACAAUCACAAGCCAGCCAUCAGCAUUCUCAGCAGCUCAUAAAUCAAACCCUCCAUCAAGUCUCAAGCCACCAGACAUCGGUCAGCGAUACAGAGCUAUUUACCCAUGGAUUGCUAAAAAGGAAAACCAUCUUUCAUUUGAUAAAGAUGAUAUUAUAGCAGUAUCUGAACACCAAGAUAUGUGGUGGUUUGGUCAUUGUAAAGGAAAGUCGGGUUGGUUUCCGAAAUCUUACGUCAAAGAGACGACCUCUACCACCCCUGUGACAUCAUCGAAACCCGCUUCACCCAAAUCCUCCCCAGUCGUUAAAAGAAAAGCUCCUGCUCCCCCAAGUGGUGGGGGAGGAAGUAAAAAUUACAUCGCAACUUACGCUUUCACGGGAACUGAACCCGGAGACCUCACGUUCAACGUAGAUGACAUGAUAGCGGUGACAAGCACCGAUGGUGAAUGGUGGACGGGAAGCUUGAAGGGGAAGAAGGGAAUAUUUCCAGCUAAUUAUGUGACAGAGUGUAAAACUGAGCCAAACGCUACUGACCCUGUGCUUGCCAAACCUGAGAUAGCAACCGUAGUUGCCCCUUAUAAUGCUACAGGGGAUGAACAAUUAUCACUACAAGUUGGUCAGAUUGUUCUUGUGAGAAAGAAGAAUGAAAGUGGUUGGUGGGAGGGGGAAUUACAGGCUCGUGGUAAGAAGCGUCAGGUUGGGUGGUUUCCUGCUAACUACGUGAAACUCAUGACCUCUGGCUCAUCUAGUGGUAAGAACACACCUAACGACUCAGCAAAAAUAAAGAAGGUGGAAACGCAAGUCAUCGCGAUGUAUGAUUACUCGGCACAAAAUAGCGACGAGUUGUCGUUCCAGCGAGGCGCGAGAAUCGUCGUCGUUGAUAAAUCUGAUGUAGAUUGGUGGAAAGGAACAUUGGGAGGAACUACUGGUUUGUUCCCGUCUAACUAUGUACAAGAUGCUAAUGAACAAUCUAACCUAGUACCCGUAAAAUCUUCAAAACUAAACGAAUAUCAUCAACGUGUUAUGGAAUUAAUCGCUUCAGAAGAAACUUAUUUACAGGACCUCGAAACAGCGGACCGUGACUUCCAACAACCUUUACGAACCAAGAAGAUUCUAACUGAACAUGAUUGCAACACGCUGUUUGUCAAUCUUAAUGAACUUAUUAUGACAAGCGCUAAACUUGUGAAAGCUUUAAGAGUUCGUUGUAAAAUGCGAGCUGAUAACUCAAUAAUGAUUGGUGAUAUUUUAUGUGAACAAAUCCCACAUAUGGAUUCAUAUGUGAGGUUCUGUAGCUGCCAACUUAAUGCUUCAUCCAUGCUACAACAGAGGUUGGAUAGCAAUCAAGAGUUUAAAGAACUUGUCAAGCUGUGUGAAACAGAGAAGUCAUGGAAAGGCCUCCCAGUUAGUAGUUACCUUGUUAAACCAAUGCAAAGAGUCACCAAGUACCCUCUACUCAUUAAAAAGAUCGUAGAGUCAACACCAGGUGACCACCCCGAUCAUAGAAAUCUUAUAACUGCGUUGGAAAAAUCUGAAGAAUUAUGUUCGCAAGUAAAUGAAGGUGUUCGACAGAAAGAGAAUUCUGACAGAUUGGAAUGGCUACAAACACAUGUUCAACUCGAUGGUCUUAAUGAUAAACUGGUUUUCAACUCAAAAACGAAUUGUUUGGACCAACGUAGGUUCUUACACUGUGGGAACCUUUAUAAACAUAAAUCGAACAAAGAACUUGUUGGUUUCUUAUUCAACGACUUCCUACUUCUCACUAUACCAAGCAAACCACUAAGCGGGCCAACCAAUGAUCUUGUGUUUACUUCUAAGAGUAACCCACAGUUCAGGAUGUAUAAAACGCCGAUAUUCUUGAACGAAGUUCUCACUCGUUUACCCACCGACCCCACAGAGGAGCCCACCUUCCAUUUAUCACAUAUCGACCAUGUGUAUACGCUCAAAGCUGAGAAUAUUAACGAACGAACUGCCUGGAUGAAUAAAAUAAAGGAAGCGGCCGAACUAUAUAUCGACACAGAGAAAAAGAAAAGAGAAAAAGCUUACCAAGCUCGUACACAGAGAAGUGCGGGCAUCGGUAGGUUGAUGGUCACCAUUAUAGAGGGGUGUAACUUGGUGAAAACAAGUAAUGGACGUCACGACCCCUAUUGUGAGGUCACAAUGGGAGAACAAUCGCAUACCACAAAGACAGUUCAGGACACAUUGAAUCCAAAAUGGGGAAGUCAGAUGCAGUUUUACGUUAAAGACGUCAACUUGGAUGUUCUUUGUAUUUCUGUGUUUCAACGUUAUAUGUUCUCACCUGAUGAUUUUCUUGGUCGAACUGAAAUGAAAUUAUCGGAAAUUCAGCGUGAGGCUUCCACUUCUAAAGAGCCGAUAACCAAACGAUUAUUAUUGCACGAGGUCGAUGCUGGGGAAGUUGUUGUUAAACUUUCCUUACAAUUGUUUGAAUCAUAAGAAUCAUUGUGAUGUCAUCAUAUAAAGAUGAUUUAUGUUCCACCAUAUUUUCUUCAUAGAUUUGUAAGAAUGGUUUAAUUUGGUGUCCUCUCAGAGUUUAAACACUUUUUCUUUCUGCCAUAUUUUGUUUGAUCUUGCUACAUUAUUUCUGGGUACAUGUUUUGGCUUGGCCUUGAUUUUUUGGGUUUCUGUACAAUUUUAAAGUGACUGCAAUGAAAUAAGAUUCCAGAAUGGUACAUACACUUAGUCAAGCUGUGGCCACUGUAUUAUGGAUAAGUGCGGCCACAUGUUAAUAUGAACAUUAUAUUAUAUUUUAGUCUUGGCCAUAUUAUAUUGUGUGCUUUAACACUGUUUGAAAAUAGCCACAAAUUAUAGUGGGACAGGUAGUUAUAUAUUGCCAUACAUUUGUUUUGGUUAUAACCGAAUUUUUCAAACUAUAUUCACUGAAAUGCUUAUUUGGACACUGUAUUUGUUUGACCAAACUAGCUACUGUUGCUGCAGUAUUUUGGAUAAAGAACAAAUUUGUUGUAUGAGAUUUUUUUCUAUGAUUUCAGGAUUAAUAAUGAAUUCAUCAGGGUGUAACAGCAGUAAUGACUUAAACGAUUAGAUUUUUAUGGAUUUUUAUAAUUUUGUUGCCAAAAUUUGAUUGUACUUAAAUCCUAUUAUUACGCUACAUGAUCAGAAAUGUUAUGACAUCACAAAUUGUUUUGUUAUUUCAUGAUUGCUGAUUAAGUGUUACCAUGUAUAAGGUCACGCUAACUAACACGCUACAUUAUCCACUGCAUAUGAUUUCUAUUGCAAUAUAUCAUGCUGCAAUUGUCAUGUCAUAAUCGCUCAUUGUGCUGUAUUCCAGAGACAUAUUUUGUAGACUUAAUACAGUUUUUAAAUGAA
This is a messenger RNA of Ciona intestinalis (vase tunicate), 6066 nucleotides long. The record is from RefSeq and is a predicted model, not a curated record. Lineage: Eukaryota; Metazoa; Chordata; Ascidiacea; Phlebobranchia; Cionidae.